AUGACGACCUAUGCAUCGCUGACGCCGGCGAUGACGGCAACGUCCGUCUCUGUCGCGCCCUCGUCAGUGGCGUCCAUGGUGGCCCAGCUGAACCAGGGCGUCGCAAACGACAGCGCGCCGCCGCCGCAGAUGCACGUCACCGCAGCCAGUGCUGCCAUCAUUGCCCUUUUGCUUCUCGCUGCCGUCUUCGGCAUCUGGUUUGCCAUUUGGGGCAAUCUGGACAGGGCACAGAGGUGGUGCAGCUGCAUGCUGGGGCGGCCCAACACAGGUCGUGGCCGUGGCAAUGGCAACGACGAUGACGGUGACGGCGGCCGGAGCCAGUCCCUCUCCCACGAAAUGCAGCCUCCCACGGUCACCCGCUCGUAUUCUGUCCAGCGCAACAACAACUGCGUCGACCUCGAGCGUGGCGUGCCUCGUCGACAGGUCAGGUUCUUGUUCGCCUCAUCCUCGUCGUCCGAGACGGCCGGAGAGUCGGCCAAGCCUGCCUCCACCUCCACCUCCACCACCACCACCACCACCACCACCCAGGCCGCCACGCCUCUUCGCUGGCCUUUCUGGCCGGAUGUGGCCAACCCGCCGGUGGAGCCCGCGCAGCCGGAAAACCGAAUGGUCGUUGAGGCGCUUGCCAGAGACUAUGAUGUCGCUGGCAGGAGAGUCCGCUUCGCGCAAGGUACCAAGGUCGGCCGGGUUGCCCCAGUGUCCCCAGUGUCCCAAGUGGCGCAAGCUGCCCACGCUGCCCAGGUUGUCACCCCCACAUCCACGCGGCCGAGCGUUGUCGCUGUCCAGGGCUCUCACCGUAGCAACGGCUCCAAACGUACCAGCAGCACCCCGACCGCCCAGACUACCGACCGCAACUUCUCGAUUGGUUCUCGUUCUGGUCUCCGUCGGGACCUGACGGCGCGCAAGUCGGUGGUCGCAGUGAUCGAGAAUUGA
This is a messenger RNA of Sporothrix brasiliensis 5110, 933 nucleotides long. RefSeq lists its product as uncharacterized. The record is from RefSeq and is a predicted model, not a curated record. Lineage: Eukaryota; Fungi; Ascomycota; Sordariomycetes; Ophiostomatales; Ophiostomataceae. The coding region runs from base 1 to 933 and encodes 310 amino acids. The transcript has a single exon.